Messenger RNA from Pomacea canaliculata, 2891 nucleotides. Its product is annotated as myosin regulatory light chain LC-2, mantle muscle-like. The coding region runs from base 150 to 671 and encodes 173 amino acids. Gene Ontology annotation, molecular function: calcium ion binding; myosin heavy chain binding. Gene Ontology annotation, cellular component: cytoplasm; myosin II complex. Lineage: Eukaryota; Metazoa; Mollusca; Gastropoda; Architaenioglossa; Ampullariidae. The record is from RefSeq and is a predicted model, not a curated record. The transcript has 8 exons.
GGACCAGCAUCCCAUCAUCCUCCAUAAGACGAGAGCAAAGAAGUGCUCACUUUCGCUGUACCCGCCAGUGUGCCCGGUCGUGAAAGUCAGGUACCGAGGAAGAGCUUUUGUGGAGCCCAUCUUGUUAGCAGCUUCCUCUUAGAAACAAAAUGGCGGAAGACGCGAUAAGAGCCAAACAGGAUGAGCCUAAGAGGGCUCAGAGGGCUACGUCCAACGUCUUUGCCAUGUUUCGACAGGCUCAAGUGCAGGAGUUCAAAGAGGCCUUCACAAUGAUCGACCAGAACCGAGAUGGCGUCAUUGACAUCGAGGACCUUAAAGACAUCUACUCCAACUUGGGUCGCAUUCCUCCCGAUGAAGAGCUCAAGGAGAUGCUGAAAGAGGCCCCUGGACCCCUCAACUUCACAAUGUUCCUCAACCUCUUCGGCGAGAAACUCAGUGGCACAGACCCAGAGGACGCCAUCAGGAACGCCUUUGCUAUGUUUGACGACGAGGGCAAGGGAUUCCUCCCCGAAGAAUAUUUGAAAGACUUACUACAAAAUAUGGGUGACAACUUCACAGCAGACGAGAUCAAGCAGACGUGGAAGGAGGCCCCACUGGAGAAGGGCAAGUUCAACUACAACGAGUUUGUCUCCAUACUCAAGGGCAAGCAAGAAGGCGAACAGGCCGCCUAACUCGCUCUUCACUUUACCCUCAGACCCCUUCAGUCCUCCUUCUCCUUCCUGAAUCCCUGCCACACACACUCACAGCAGGUCACACACUCGCUGGUGGUGCCACGCCAUCAGCAGACGACGACAGUCCUGGACUCGCGCACUUGUUGGCGAAGACGAUAGCGACGAUGCUGGUGAUGACCAAGGACUUCACCGAUGUGCUGCUUAACGACACGAAGAUGACCAUCUCGACCGUUAAGGACGAGAAACGGUCGAGAUGAUUUUAAACAGUUGUCGGAGUUCUGGAGGGAUUCGGAAAGGACACAGGGGGGUUUAGCCCAAGUAGUAUUUAUAAUAAAUAUAAUCAAUCUUCACAUAGGGUUGGGACUGUCGGAUCAGAACCCUACAUUUUAUUUCAAAGAAAUUUUGUUUUGUUUUUCUGGUAAUAUCCCGGGCCAAAGAGUGUUUAGCAUUCCAUGUACCACCUAAUCUUUGCCGCCACGUUUACUCUGGUCACCAUAAGCAGAAACAGCCACCGCACAGCGACCAUGCAAACGUCCGACGAUCGCCAAGUCACCUGCCACCUACACUGAGAAAGUAAAGUUCACUUGGACUAAAAGAGGAAGCAAUACAGGCUGCUUGUUCGGCUUUCGCUCAGGGUGAAGAAAAAAAUACUAGAAAGACCGAGACUGGAGAAUUAAAAACAAAAACAGACUUCCUCGGUACCGGCUCGAACCAAAGAUCGAAUAACUGUAAUCAAAGGGCUUUAGCGAGCACUUCAGAUACAUCCCCCAGUCGCCUAUAUUUUGAGCUUGUUCCUUCCCGCGAAAUGCCAUUCCAACACUACCUCUUUACUGCUUAUCAGACAUACUUGGUUACCAUAGCGACGGUAGCAUGGGAAGGAUGGGCUGAGGGCUUGUAUCUAGGCGCCGGAGUGGCGAGAGAGGGGGAAGGAGGAGGAGGUAGAAGAAUGCGAGCUGUGGGACGGAUGCCACCAUCUCGGCGAAUCUCUCCUCGCCACCUGUAACACCUGGACUAGUGAACGAACGACUGCUUACUGUUCAAGCCCAAGGUAAGACCAGCCUGCUGGAUGCUGCAGCUGACAUUCGAGACGAUGAAAACAAGUUACCCCGGGAAAAAAACCGGGGGUGGUAGCGACUGCCCUUGAGAAAGAUUUCAUUUUUAAAAUAGGGAUCAUGUCUAAAGGUGAGGUGGCUGGGAAGAACUUGGUAAGAGUAACAGCCGAACACGCAGGCAUCGCCGACUCCAAGUGAACAGUGGGAUGGUGGCUGGCUGGCUGUCUGGCUGGCACGCAGCGCUGCUCAGUCAGCUUUGUGCAUGCGCGGGCACGGGAGCUGUGCGGGAGGUUUUUACUUGCUUUAUCUGUUGGCCCGGGAAACUGCUGGAAAACCGACACCGCUCCAUGCAGCUCUGGAACCACACGCCUUACCAAAUUUAGUGAUAUGACCUCUCCAUGGCAUGCAUCUCUCUUUCUUUCUCUCUCUCUCAAACGCAGGGCAUGUUGGACUUGGUCUUUGAUUCCCAAACGGUUGUCUUUCAAUAAACACGAGUGUUACCUCCAGUAGCAAGUGAAGUAUGUUUUGUUACAGCGAUUGUGCAUCUUAUAACCCUGUAGUCUUUAUAAGCUUUCGUGUAUAUCUCGUUCUUUAAGUUAUUCAGUUAUUUAAUCCAGUACCCUAGUACAGCCUGGGGGGAUGGGGGUGGUAGGGAGCUGGGAGGGAACAAUCCAUCAUCACAAGCAAGCCAAAAGAAGCCUCUCACUUAUAAUGCAGGUCACAUUAUAUAUUUUCUGUUUUCUUAAUUUAUGUUGUUUCUUCAUCUUAAAAGGAAAUAUUGCUGUGUCAAAUGUGUAUAUUAUGUGUGGGUAUGAGUCCACUAUUGUCAUUCAUACAUCACAGAAUAAGUGAAUGUCAAGUUAUUAAACAAAUCAAGAUCAGUGUAGCAGCUCUCCUCGCACAACUAGGCGCCUGGGGCUGCCAAAUGCUUGCUGUACAUUCAGUUUUUUUCACAGCGUGGCGUGUGAGGCAGACUGGGAUAAUGAAAGGUCCAGACACCUCAAGAACAAGUAGACCGAGUACUCUUUCUACUGGGGGGCCCUAAUUUGGUUUGACAUCGGACCCCAAGUAGGGCCCCUUCAUUCUGCAUACGUUUGCACCUUUGUGGAGUGUUCCCUCUGUCCUGUUUUUCAAUAAAAUGGAAACCUCUGUGCACAGAGUCAUCCCU